Aspergillus versicolor CBS 583.65 is the source of this 1722-nucleotide messenger RNA. RefSeq lists its product as uncharacterized. Bases 1 to 1722 code for a protein of 573 amino acids. The transcript is spliced from 5 exons. Lineage: Eukaryota; Fungi; Ascomycota; Eurotiomycetes; Eurotiales; Aspergillaceae. The record is from RefSeq and is a predicted model, not a curated record.
AUGUCACUUUCCGACUCGGAUCUCUCUUCGUUAUCGUCCGCGCCUCCUUCAGAUGAGGAGCCUAAUCCCAUGGCUCUCGAUGAGCCUGUGGGUAUAACCAAGUACUUUCAGAAGAAGCAGUCCGAAACUCCGCCACCGAAGCGAGCUCCUUCACCACCCCAUGAAUAUGUGUUGGCCGACAAUCCAGAUAUCGCCUUCAUUGUAAUGUUCCGCGCGCGUUUCCACGAAGUAUUCCCGCGAUCAACACCACACCUUGGGCCGCAGGAUAUCGAGCGAGGCGUGGUAGAAUCUCCUCCGGGGGACCACAUUGAAAGGCUACUAUGUGCAUUUCUUGGGCUGGUAUUGAACAGAAAGAAGGACGUGGAACGAAACCACUACACGCGCCCAUUGGAAGAGGCGAUCCAAACACAUUCAUCCCAGUGGCCAAAGACAUGGCAAGGCAAGAACCCUCUACAUGGGGGUCGCAAUUUUGCCUCGAUGUCCCCGGAAGAGCGCUCGUUGAUUCUCUGGUCACUCUCCUCCUCCGAAGCCGUCCAAGCGAAGAUUAAGGAAUCCUACAAGCAAGCGCGCCAUGAAGAUGACUUGAACCAGCCUUUGUCUGUACAGCCCUGGGGACGUGAUAACUUGAAACGUCGGUAUUGGCUCAUUGAAGGCCACGAUGAUACGCAUUUUCGGCUUUACCGGGAAGGCAACCCAGCUUUGAAGAACGUAACCUGGUGGAGCGUGGCAGGGACGAUUCCAGAAUUGCAGGGUGUUGCAGACAAAUUGGAGGAAGACAAGGGAAUACACUCCAAGAAACUGAGUGAGAGGAUAAGGAAUUCUAUUCCCCGGUUCGAGGGCUCAGAGGAGAAACGCAAACGCCGCGAUUAUCGUAUUGCUCGUAAAGCCGCAUUUUCCCGACCUGAACCCGGAUUCUCACUCUAUGAAGGCCGUACUCGUGGGAAAAAGCUGAAGUAUACGUACUCAGAUGAUGAAGAUAUCUUUUCCGAUGGCCUUCCACCGCCUCGACGAUCGGGGCGUAAUAACUCUGGACUUUCAACCCCGGCAGAGCCGACAGGGCCCAGAUUUAGUGCCAGCGGAAGGCAAAUCCGUUCGCGCGCAGGUGGCCUCUACGGCGAGGCUCUGCUCGCUGGACAGCGUGAAGACACUGCUACUGCUGACGAAGAUGGCACUGAGAGACAGCAGCGGACUCGGAAUACCCGAAUGAACGGGUAUCCUGACUACGGCAUAGACGAUGAGGAUGCAGAUUCGAACGUUGGGCAGUCUAGUGGGAAUGAAUGGCAAGGUGGCGAGGAGGAAGACGAAAAUGAGUUUGAAGGUGACGACGAAGAGGAAGUGAGUGGAGAUGAGUCGGUGGUCAAUGGGGAGCCAGCGAGCCUUGUUGUCCAGCUCAAAUACAAUAAGCAGGGCGAUUCAAAAGGGCCCGAAGAGCAACCAGCAGACGUUAUUUCUGAAACUCAGAAGGUGGCCGUUGCGGAACGGCCAAUCGAUGCCCCUGAACAGGAGCCCGCGGCUGAACCAUCACAAAAAUUACCAGUGGGCAAUGGGCCUCCAGUAUCGGUUCCAGAAGCCCCGGCUGGCCCCAGCACAAACGCUGCGCCUGCUGAAGAGCCUAGCAACACAAUUGCUUCGGCCCCGAGCGAAGGGACAGUACAAGACGGGGGAGGCUCCGCUGAUACUAUUGGACCUACUCCGGGUCAACAACAGGAGGGGGCGAUUUAA